Messenger RNA from Larimichthys crocea (large yellow croaker), 4834 nucleotides. It is a transcript of the gene mybpc1, whose product is annotated as myosin binding protein C1. Lineage: Eukaryota; Metazoa; Chordata; Actinopteri; Sciaenidae. The record is from RefSeq and is a predicted model, not a curated record. Gene Ontology annotation, molecular function: protein binding. The transcript is spliced from 34 exons. The coding region runs from base 239 to 4087 and encodes 1282 amino acids.
UCCUCCUCUCCUCCCCCACUGAGAUUUCCAAACUGUAUCCCUGUGCCCUCCUCAUCUCCCAUCACUCUGGUCCGAGGGGUCCCAGAGGUUUUUGAUCCUCUUCUGUCUCUAUCAUCAUCUCUGUCCCUCCUGGACGAGAGGGCCACCACGACUUACAACCCGGCCUACCUACACCUUCUACCUACCUGCACCUUUUAACUCCUUUUAACUCGCCUUUUUUCUUGGGACAAGGCUCAAGAUGCCAGAGCCCACAAAGAAAGAUGAGACGCCAAAUGGCCAGCCAGAAGAAAUUGUUGCCCCUGAAAGUAACGGUGCCCCACCCCUACCUGAGAUUUCACUGGAGGUUUCUCCACCCCCAGAGGCGGUAGCAGAAUGGAAAGAGCCAGUAGAGACUGAUGGGAAGAAACCAGAGCCCACAGAGCCUGAGCCUUUACAGGCUGUGGUGGGUCAGGAGCCGAGCCCCACCGAGAAUGGCUCAAACCAGCCCCAGACUGGUGGGGCUGGGGUUAAAGAGCAAACAGCAGAGUCCAGUAACUCUGCUGUAAAGGAAGAGGGCCCUUGCUCUCCCCCACCAUCUGAUGAUGAUGAUGCUGCGGCCACUACUCCAUCACCAACACCCCAACCAGAGGAUGCCAGUUCACCCAAGAAACUCUCAAUUGAUCUGCCUAAUGAUAGCGUCCCUGUGCCAGCCAUGGGGAGAAAAGACUCAGUGUGGUCUCUGGGAGACGGCCAGGCUCCAGAGGACUUGGAAAAGCCCAUCGACACCCCACCGCUGUCCACCUUGCUGAUAGAGAAACCUCAAAGUGCCACGAUCUAUGUGGGUGGAGACGUCUCCUUUGUCGCCAAGGUGGAGGCUAAAGAUCUCCUUCGCAAACCCACUAUCAAGUGGUUUAAAGGAAAAUGGAUGGAUCUGGCCAGCAAGACAGGAAAGCACUUGCAGCUAAAAGAGACUUUUGACCGAUUCACCAAGGUCCACACGUUUGAAAUGCACAUCAUCAAGGCCAAAGAUAACUAUACUGGAAACUACAGGUGCGAAGUCAACUACAAGGACAAGUUUGACAGCUGUUCUUUCGACUUGGAAGUUAAAGAAGCUGAAAACACAGGCUUGCAGGGUAUUGAUAUUCGAUCAGCUUUCAAAAGAAGCAGUGAAGGACAAGAAGAUGCAGGGGAGCUUGACUUUAGUGGUCUCCUUAAACAUAGAAAUCAAAGGGAGCCAAAGCAGGAUGAUACCCCAGAGAUUGAUGUGUGGGAGAUCCUGAAAAACGCCCGACCAGAUCAGUACGAGAAGAUUGCCUUUAUGUACGGCAUCACAGAUCUGAGAGGUCUGCUGAGGAGGAUGAAGAAGAUACCAAAAGAGGAGAAGAAAAGCGAAGCUUUCGCAAAGAAACUGGAACCAGCAUAUCAGGUGGAUAAAGGUGGAAAGAUCCGCUUGGUGGUUGACCUGGCCGACCCUACAGUUGAUCUGAAGUGGUACAAGAACGGACAGGAAAUCAGACCCACUCCCAAUCAAAGGAAGUAUAUUUUUGAGCAUAAGGGCACACAAAGGAUUAUGGUCAUCAACAACUGCAGCGUAAACGAUGAUGCAGCCUAUUCUGUAGCUGCAGGAGACGAAAAGUGCUGCACAGAGCUGUUUGUUAAAGAAUUGCCAAUAAAGAUUGUUAAAGGUAUUGAGCCUGUGAAGACCACAGUGAAUGAGAGGAUUGAGCUGGAGUGCGAGGUGUCAGAGGAAGGAGCUCAAGUCAAAUGGAUGAAGAACGGUGUUGAGGUUCCCACAGGAGUUCGCUCCAGAUAUCGAGUUAAGUGUGAAGGAACAAAACACUACUUGGUGAUUGACGAUGCCUCCAAAGAGGACACUGGAACAUACUCCAUUAUGGCUACUGGUGGCACAUCUGAGGCUCGCAUACAGGUUGACUUGAAACCACUGAAGGUGCACCAGGACUUGCAGAAUAUAACAGUGUUGCUGGGUCAACCUGUCAAGUUGCAAUGCGAGAUUUACCCAGGCAAUGUCCCAGGUCGCUGGUACAGGAAUGGACAGCUGAUCCAGCCUAGUGACCGUAUCACUAUCAUACACAGAAAUAGGGUCCAUCGUCUUGAAACUGAAACAUGCUCCCUUCACGAUGCAGGAGAUUAUACUUUUGUACCUGAGGGAUACUCACAGAGCCUCUCUUGCAAACUUCACAUCAUUGACCCACCAAGGGUGCACUUGGACAGCUUGAACUUCCCAGACAACACAGUGACAAUUGUGGCAGGAAAUAAACUUCGCUUGGAGAUUCCAAUCAGUGGAGAACCGGCACCCAGGGUGGUGUGGAUGAAGGGAGAAAGGGUGAUUCUCGAGUCAGGCCAUCGUGUCCGAGCUGAAACAUAUGGCGACCAAACCAGCCUGACAAUUGAAGUGACAGAGCGGGAAGACAGUGGCAACUACAAGAUAGUCCUGCAGAAUGAGGCUGGUGAAGCUACAGCCAGCGUCAAAAUCAAAGUUGUAGAUAUCCCAGAUGCUCCAGAUGCACCCUUGGUCCCAGUGGUGGGUGGUGAUUGGUGCUCUAUGACGUGGGAACCCCCAAAAUAUGAUGGAGGUUCACCAAUAACAGGCUACUUUGUCGAGAGAAAGAAGAAACAGAGCUCUAGAUGGAUGAGACUGAACUUUGACCUGAUCAAAGAACAAUCAUUCGAGCCCAAGAAGAUGAUUGAAGGAGUGCCAUAUGAAGUCCGGGUCUUUGCAGUCAAUGCCAUUGGUGUGUCCAAGCCAAGUGAACCAUCCCUAGCCUUUACUCCCCUCGCUGUGACCAGUGAGCCCACCAUGCUGGUUGUGGACGAUAUCACAGACACCUCAGUGACCGUGAAAUGGCGUCCUCCUGAAACUAUCGGAGCUGCCGGUCUGGAUGGAUACUUGGUGGAAUACUGCAUAGAAGGAACUGAUAAUUGGAUAAUAUCCAACACUGAAGUCACAGAGAAGACCAAGUACACCAUUACUGGGCUGACUCCAGGGUGUAAAAUCUUAGUUCGAGUCAAAGCCCUCAAUGCUGCCGGAGCUAGUGCUCCACGGACCCUUCAGCACUCUAUCCUGGUCAAAGAGGUUGUUGAGCCACCAAAGAUCCGCGUCCCCCGACACUUGAAGCAGACAUACACUCGCAAAGUUGGAGAAGCAGUCAACCUUGUUGUGCCAUUUCUGGGUAAACCUAGGCCGAAGGUCACCUGGCUGAAGGGGGGUCAGCCCAUUGAGCCUUCGCACGUCAGCAUCCGUAACACCGACUGCGACAGCAUCAUCUUCAUACGUAAAGCAGAGCGUAGCCACUCUGGGAAGUAUGAGAUGACGGUGCAGGUUGAAAAUUAUGUGGACACAGCCAUCAUUGACAUACAAAUCGUAGACUUGCCUGGUCCUCCUCAGUGUGUGACAAUUGAAGAUGUUUGGGGAGGAAAUGUAGCUCUUGUCUGGACUCCACCAAGAGACAGCGGCAACGCCCCGAUAACAGGCUAUACCAUUCAAAAAGCAGACAAAAAGACAAUGGAGUGGUACACAUGCAUUGAGCACUACCAUCGCACUUGCAUCACCAUCACAGAGCUGGUGGUUGGGAACGAGUACUUCUUCAGGGUCUUUUCAGAGAACAUGUGUGGCAUGAGCGAAACUGCUACCCUAACUAAAAAAAGUGCCCUCAUCGUGAAAGAAGGCUUGCAGGUGAAAAUGCACGAUUACUGUGACCACGACUUCAAGGAGGCACCAAAGUUCACACAGCCGCUGAUCAACACUUUUGCCGUCGCCGGUUACAAUGCCACUCUCAACUGUAGCGUCCGUGCCAACCCAAGGGCUAAAGUGAUCUGGAUGAAGAAUAAGAUAACCAUCAUUGACGACCCACGCUACCGCAUGUUUAGCAACCAGGGAGUAUGUACUUUGGAGAUCAGGAAGCCCAGCCCUUAUGAUGGUGGCCUGUACACCUGCAAGGCCAUCAACGACUUGGGAGAGGCCCAAGUGGACUGCAAGCUGGAGGUCAAAGGAGGCUUCACUUUCUACGAACUGAUGCAACGCGGAGUGCCCCUACACCUGAUUGACAAGUACAUGAACGAGUCCAAGAUUGUCGAGCAAGAGAAGUAACAUCGGACCGAGUGCAAUGAGGCGUUUUAAGCUUUGCAGACAUCUGCCACCACUGGUGAUCCUCAUCUCUGGAGGGAUGAUGGAGGGAUGGAAAGACGAGUGGAGGAGAUGUCGGAGAGGGUGUACUGGUCUGUGGUGUGGCAUGUUGUGUGCAGGUUUGGAGCUAGUUACCAUAGAGAGAGAGAAAAAAAAAGCCAGUUCACGUCUUUGUCACCCACUUGUGUUUGAAAGACAGCUCAGAUGCAUGUCGGCAGUGUUUUGGUUCUAGCUUUGAUGAAGUACAUAUAAAACAUAUACAAAGCACAUAUAACACAGUGACACACACUUACACACACAGUAUUGAUGCACACUUACAGUAUUUAGAUGUUGAUUCUUGUUGGGAGUGCCCAUUGGAGGUGAUUAUUUAUUUCUAAGGGUCUGAAAGAAGGAAGAAGGGAAUGUAUAAACAAAAGUUUGGUGUUUGUAUGGCGUGUCAGAACUUCUAUAUGGCAAGAAAAAUUCAAAUAUAGCAGAGUAAUGUUGGAUAAAUGAAUGUGUAGACCCUAAUAUUUGUUCAUUUCACUUUUUUUCUGUGUAGUAUAUUUAUGUGUAAUAAGUGAGAAAAUGUAGAGGUCCUUAUUCUGCAUGACACAUUAUGCUUUUUGGAUUCGUAUUGGACUUGAGGCUUGAUUGAUGCUCAGUCAUGUGUGCAUGCAUUUAUCUUUGUAAUUAUCACCACGUGGAUCACAAUAAAAAAAAAAAAUUACA